ACCAAAUUGCCAAACCGACUCUGAUACAAUACAAUUCGGGUUCCUUCAUUACCCAUUAAACACUCGCACUAAACACAGGAAAACCCCAUAAUUCUCAAUUUUUGUUUGAAUCCUCAAAAUUUCUGUUUGAGUUAUCUCUUCCUUUAUCACAUCAGGGUUUCUUAGCAAAAUAACAAUGGAUCCAGAAAUAGCUAAAACUCAAGAAGAACGUAGGAAAAUGGAACAAGAAUUAGCAUCAUUAACAUCAUUAACGUUUGAUAAAGAUCUUUACGGAGGAACUGAACGUGAUGCUUAUGUUACAUCCAUUCCUGUUAAUGAUGAUGAAGAGUAUUUAGAUGGUGCUGAUAAUGAAGUUGCCCGUAAGCUCGCUUCGUACACGGCCCCAAAAUCUCUUCUUAAAGAGAUGCCUCGAGGCGGGGAUGAUGAGUUUGAUAGCGGGUUUAAGAAGCCUUCUCGGAUUCUUGAUAGGGAAGAUAGUUAUAGGAGGAGGAGAUUGGAUAGAGUGCUGUCGCCAGAGAGGCAUGAUGCUUUUGCUGCUGGGGAGAAAACUCCGGACCCUUCGGUUAGGUCGUAUGCGGAGGUUAUGAAAGAGGAGGCGUUGAAGAGGGAUAAAGAGGAGACUUUGCGGCUUAUUUCUAAGAAGAAGAAGGAGGAAGAGGAGGCUGCGAAAGAGGAGAAGGAAGCGAAGGAGACGAAUGGUGCUGCGGCGAUGAAGAGGAGGAAUAGGUGGGAUCAGUCUCAAGAUGGUGAGGAUGAUAGUGGAGUUGCUGUGAAAAAGAGUAAGAGUAGCUCUUCGGAUUGGGAUUUACCUGAUGCUACUCCUGGGAGAGUGUCGGAUGCAACUCCAAAUGUUGGCAGGAGGAAUAGAUGGGAUGAGACACCCACUCCUGGGAGGGUAGCGGAUGCUGAUGCUACGCCUGCUGGUGGUGUUACACCUGGUGCUACUCCUGCUGGGUAUACUUGGGAAGCUACUCCUAAAGGGUUGGUUACUCCAACUCCUAAGAGACAGAGGUCACGUUGGGAUGAGACUCCUGCAACUAUGGGAAGUGCUACACCUAUGGCUGGAGCUACGCCAGCUGCUGCUUAUACUCCUGGUGUGACUCCUGUUGGUGGGCUUGAUAUGGCUACUCCAACCCCGAAUUCUAUUAAUAUGCGCGGUGCAAUGACCCCUGAGCAAUAUAAUCUGUUAAGAUGGGAGAAGGAUAUUGAGGAAAGGAAUAGACCUUUAACUGAUGAGGAACUCGAUACUAUGUUUCCACAGGAAGGGUAUAAGGUUUUGGACCCACCAGCUUCUUAUGUUCCCAUCAGAACACCUGCUAGGAAGUUACUUGCAACCCCAACACCGAUGGGUACUCCACUUUAUUCCAUUCCGGAAGAUAAUAGAGGACAGCAGUUCGAUGUUCCAAAGGAGGCCCCUGGCGGUUUGCCACUUUUGAAGCCUGAGGAUUAUCAGUACUUUGGAGCUUUGAUGAAUGAGGACGAAGAGGAAGAACUGUCAGCUGAGGAGCAGAAAGAGAGGAAAAUAAUGAAGCUGCUGCUGAAGGUUAAGAAUGGGACACCUCCUCAGAGGAAGACUGCUUUGAGACAGUUGACUGAUAAGGCAAGAGAGUUUGGUGCUGGCCCAUUGUUUAACCGAAUUCUGCCGUUGCUCAUGCAGCCCACUUUGGAAGAUCAAGAGAGGCAUCUUUUGGUGAAGGUAAUUGAUAGGGUUUUGUACAAGUUAGAUGAGUUGGUCAGGCCAUUUGUUCACAAGAUUCUUGUUGUGAUUGAGCCUUUGUUGAUUGAUGAGGACUAUUAUGCUCGUGUCGAAGGGAGGGAGAUUAUUUCCAAUUUGAGUAAAGCAGCUGGGUUGGCUACUAUGAUUGCGGCUAUGCGUCCUGAUAUUGAUAACAUUGAUGAGUAUGUUAGGAACACAACUGCUAGAGCUUUUAGUGUUGUUGCAUCUGCUUUGGGAAUUCCAGCUCUAUUACCUUUCUUAAAAGCUGUCUGUCAGAGUAAGAAGUCAUGGCAAGCUCGCCACACAGGAAUAAAAAUUGUCCAACAGAUUGCUAUUCUUAUCGGUUGUGCUGUUCUGCCUCAUUUGAGGUCUCUGGUGGAAAUCAUUGAACAUGGUCUCAAUGACGAGAAUCAGAAAGUGAGAACAAUUACUGCUUUGUCCCUGGCUGCUCUUGCUGAGGCUGCUGCUCCAUAUGGUAUUGAGAGUUUUGACUCUGUUUUGAAGCCGCUGUGGAAGGGUAUUAGGUCACACCGUGGAAAGGUUUUAGCUGCUUUCUUGAAGGCAAUUGGUUUCAUCAUUCCUCUCAUGGAUGCAAUAUAUGCCAGUUACUAUACCAAGGAAGUUAUGUUUAUCUUGAUUCGUGAAUUUCAAUCUCCUGAUGAAGAAAUGAAGAAAAUUGUACUUAAAGUGGUCAAGCAGUGUGUGAGUACUGAGGGUGUGGAAUCUGAUUAUAUUCGGAGUGAUAUUCUUCCUGAGUUCUUUAGGAACUUCUGGGUUAGAAGAAUGGCAUUGGAUAGGAGAAAUUAUAGGCAACUUGUGGAAACAACUGUUGAAAUUGCUAACAAGGUUGGUGUUAAAGAUAUAGUAGGGAGAAUUGUCGAGGAUCUUAAAGAUGAGAGUGAGCCAUACAGGCGUAUGGUUAUGGAAACCAUUGAGAAAGUUGUUGCGAAUCUGGGUGCAUCUGAUAUUGAUGCCAGGCUGGAAGAGCUUUUGAUUGAUGGCAUUCUUUAUGCUUUCCAGGAGCAGACUAGUGAUGAUGCCAAUGUGAUGCUUAAUGGGUUCGGUGCAGUUGUUAAUGCUCUAGGACAGAGGGUGAAACCUUACCUUCCUCAGAUUUGUGGUACCAUAAAGUGGCGAUUGAACAACAAAAGUGCCAAGGUGAGACAGCAAGCAGCAGAUCUUAUUUCUAGAAUUGCUGUUGUCAUGAAACAAUGUCAAGAGGAACAGCUGAUGGGUCAUCUCGGUGUUGUUUUAUACGAGUAUUUGGGAGAAGAAUAUCCUGAAGUUCUUGGAUCAAUUUUAGGAGCUCUCAAGGCUAUUGUCAAUGUUAUUGGUAUGACAAAAAUGACACCUCCUAUCAAAGAUUUGCUUCCUAGGCUGACACCGAUAUUGAAGAAUAGGCAUGAAAAGGUCCAAGAGAAUUGUAUUGAUCUUGUUGGCCGUAUCGCUGAUCGUGGAGCUGAGUUUGUUCCGGCUAGGGAGUGGAUGAGAAUUUGUUUUGAGCUCCUUGAGAUGCUCAAGGCCCACAAGAAGGGUAUCCGACGAGCUACAGUUAACACUUUUGGUUAUAUUGCUAAAGCUAUUGGGCCUCAGGAUGUCUUGGCAACCUUGCUAAACAACCUGAAGGUCCAGGAGCGCCAGAAUCGUGUUUGCACAACUGUUGCAAUCGCUAUUGUUGCAGAAACUUGUUCACCCUUUACUGUUUUGCCAGCCCUUAUGAAUGAGUAUCGUGUCCCAGAACUCAAUGUGCAGAACGGUGUCUUGAAAUCCCUCUCUUUCCUGUUUGAGUACAUUGGUGAAAUGGGUAAAGAUUAUAUCUAUGCUGUGACACCAUUGCUAGAGGAUGCACUAAUGGACAGAGAUCUGGUGCACAGGCAGACUGCGGCUUCUGCAGUCAAGCACAUGGCUUUAGGGGUUGCGGGAUUAGGUUGUGAGGAUGCUCUAGUUCAUUUGCUUAACUACGUGUGGCCGAAUAUAUUUGAGACGUCCCCUCACGUGAUCAAUGCUGUCAUGGAAGCCAUUGAAGGAAUGAGGGUGGCCUUGGGUGCUGCUGUUGUGUUGAAUUACUGUCUCCAGGGGCUGUUUCAUCCUGCUCGAAAGGUCAGGGAAGUUUACUGGAAGAUCUACAAUUCGCUGUACAUUGGAGCUCAAGAUGCACUUGUCGCAUCCUAUCCUGUGCUUGAGGAUGAGCAGAAUAAUGAGCAAGCCAACAUAUAUAGUCGGCCUGAGUUAAUGAUGUUUGUCUGAAAAAGUAUUUUCUUGGCUUAUUGGAGAGAUGUUUUUGGAGCGGGCGUGUAAUUAUGCCGCAGCUAUACCUGCAAUACCACCAGCAAAUCCAUCAACCUGACGCUUUUGGUUGGCGAUGAAUUCAUUAAAUGGCUCUACUAAUAUUCACAAUCUAGGCCGUUACCCUUUUUUUUUCUCUUUUUGCAUGUGUAAUUUGAUAUUAUGAGUAGUUCAUAUUUGUUUUAUAAUAAGCUGUGAUUCUGUUGCACUUUUGGCUUUUUCAGGGGGUGUUCUCUAAACGGAUUUAUGAAGGAUAAGGCGCAUGAUCAAGUAAUGGGAAACUUUUGGGAAUAAUUCCCAACAUCCAUCGAUUAGCUACCUUUUGUUAAUGAAAGUUCUGUUAUGAUUUCUGUCAAAUAUAUAUUAUAGCAGGAUUAUCAUUCCGAUAACUUGGCAAUAUGCCGGGUAGAGUUCUCCUAGAAGUCUUCUUUUUUGCCAGAUUGACACGAGACUAAGACGGUUAUUAACCCUGGGACACAUGACAGGAGUCAUUAAGCUUGUGCUCUGUUUUUUGUAUUUGAAACUGUCUUGUGAAUGCGGUUUUUCUGAUUGUUCAUAUUCUGCUAUUCAAAAUUAACCUAUUUAGAUCCUAA
Messenger RNA from Mercurialis annua (annual mercury), 4596 nucleotides. RefSeq lists its product as uncharacterized. Gene Ontology annotation, molecular function: mRNA binding. Gene Ontology annotation, biological process: spliceosomal complex assembly. NCBI's taxonomy places the organism in Eukaryota, Viridiplantae, Streptophyta, Magnoliopsida, Malpighiales, Euphorbiaceae. The transcript is spliced from 3 exons. The coding region runs from base 176 to 3964 and encodes 1262 amino acids. Gene Ontology annotation, cellular component: U2-type prespliceosome; U2 snRNP; catalytic step 2 spliceosome. The record is from RefSeq and is a predicted model, not a curated record.